Messenger RNA from Acinonyx jubatus (cheetah), 4084 nucleotides. It is a transcript of the gene PDE6C, whose product is annotated as phosphodiesterase 6C. Lineage: Eukaryota; Metazoa; Chordata; Mammalia; Carnivora; Felidae. The record is from RefSeq and is a predicted model, not a curated record. Gene Ontology annotation, biological process: signal transduction; visual perception. The coding region runs from base 899 to 3439 and encodes 846 amino acids. Gene Ontology annotation, molecular function: protein binding; 3',5'-cyclic-nucleotide phosphodiesterase activity. The transcript is spliced from 22 exons.
AAAAUGCACGAGUCUGGCCAUUACUAUUCAAAACAAAAUCCACACUAAUAUGCAUGGCAGGAAAACCCAGUUAGCAGCUGCAUGGGCUGCUUUUUACAAUCAUGUCUGUUGACAAGGAUUAUUGCUUAAGUUGUGGCUUGAUUAGGCUUGGAUCCCAGGCAAAUGUUUUGCCGUGUUCACCUUUCUAGAAUAAGAUUAAGGUUUGUUCCCUUACAACACUACCGAGGUCAAGCUUUUAAAUGAGGGGAAUUUGAGAGGUGAAGGUUUUAGAGAAAGUAGGCCAGGCAACUUGUUUGAUCAUAGGACUUUUAAGAGAAGGAAAGAUUAAUAUUCCAUUUUAUGUUGCAUGGAUGCUAAAUGCUUCUAUCUCCCCUACGUGCUCAUUAAAGUUGCUGUACAAAUAAGGAGACACUUCCAAGGUCUAAUAGUCUCACUUCAUAUAGCUGUCAUGGAAAAAAUGAGUCAAAUUGUCAAUCGAUGCUAAUGUAAUAUCAUUAAUGGAUAUAUUAUCGAUGAUUCUUCUUGCUGCGGAUGGCGGCUCGUGUUCCGUUAUUUUUCUGGAAGAAUCACUUCGACUUGCCACUUGCCUGGCUGAUCUGAGAUGUUCUGAGGAUUCUCCGAGGACUUAUGAGCUAAUAAUGCUUAGGGAUUUCGUGUCCCGAAGAACUCUUUAAUCCUGUGCUUCCGAAUCCUACUCUAAGCCAGACCUUCUGUCACAGCCCAAGUUACCGGCAGUUUUUGAAAGCUCUUCCAAGCGAGCAACCGUUCUGUUCCAUCUUUGGGGGAUCUUGUGAGGUGCCAUUGCCAGGAUGUAUCUCCUCGCUGGCACUGGGUCCCAGGCGGUGCUCUGAGGGUGUCCCUUCCUGAAAGAGAGCAGAGAAGCAAAGCGAACCACACCAUGGGCGAGAUCAGUCAAGAGGCCGUGGAGAAAUACCUGGAGGACAACCCUCAGUUUGCCAAGGAGUACUUCGCCAAGAGGCUGGCGGAAGCCCCCGGCCCGAGCGGGACGCUGUCGCCGGCGGAUGAGUGGGCCCUGUGCGCCGAGCUGCUGCGGGCGGUGCAGGAGGAGGCCCGCGGCGCCGAGCCAGCGGUGCACGGGGCCCUGCAGAAGUUGGCGCAGCUGCUGCAGGCCGACCGCUGCAGCCUGUUCGCCUGCCGGGCUCGCAACGGCACGCCUGAGGUGGCCUCCCGGCUGUUCGACGUCACCCCCACCUCCAGGUUUGAGGACAACCUGGUGGGCCCCGACAGAGAAGUCGUGUUCCCGUUGGAAAUUGGGAUAGUGGGUUGGGUUGCUCACACGAAGAAAGCCGUUAAUGUCCCAGACGUGCACAAGAACAGCCAUUUUUCUGACUUCAUGGACAAACAAACCGGCUAUGUCACAAAGAACCUGCUGGCAACACCAAUCAUGAUAGGCAAGGAGGUUCUUGCUGUGGUUAUGGCAGUUAACAAAGUAAAUGCAUCUGAGUUUUCCAAAGAGGACGAAGAGGUCUUUUCCAAAUACCUCAGCUUUGUUUCUGUCAUCCUAAAACUUCAUCACACCCAGUACCUGUACAGUGUUGAAUCCCGGAGAAGCCAGAUCCUUAUGUGGUCCGCCAAUAAAGUAUUUGAAGAGCUCACAGAUGUUGAGCGGCAAUUUCACAAAGCACUCUACACAAUUAGAACAUAUCUGAACUGUGAACGCUACUCCAUCGGACUGCUGGACAUGACCAAGGAGAAGGAAUUCUAUGAUGAGUGGCCAAUCAAACUUGGAGAAGUCGAGCCUUAUAAAGGUCCAAAGACACCAGAUGGCAGAGAAGUCAUCUUUUAUAAAAUCAUCGAUUACAUUUUACAUGGAAAAGAAGAGAUCAAAGUGAUCCCGACACCUCCUGCAGACCACUGGACUCUCGUUAGUGGGUUGCCGACCUAUGUUGCUGAAAAUGGAUUUAUAUGUAACAUGCUGAACGCCCCCGCAGAUGAGUACUUCACCUUUCAGAAAGGACCUGUAGAUGAAACUGGCUGGGUCAUUAAAAAUGUCUUAUCCUUGCCUAUUGUCAACAAGAAAGAAGAUAUUGUGGGAGUAGCUACAUUUUACAACAGGAAAGAUGGAAAACCUUUUGAUGAAUAUGAUGAACACAUUACUGAGACUCUCACACAAUUUCUUGGAUGGUCUCUUUUAAAUACUGACACCUAUGAUAAAAUGAAUAAGCUAGAAAACAGAAAGGACAUAGCUCAGGAAAUGCUCAUGAGCCAGACCAAAGCUACUCCUGAUGAAGUCAAGUCUAUUCUGAAAAUUAAAGAGAAGUUAAAUAUAGAUGUAAUUGAAGACUGUGAAGAAAAACAACUUGUCACAAUUUUGAAAGAGGACUUGCCAGACCCACAGACGGUGGACCUGUACGAAUUCCGCUUCAGUGACUUCCCCAUCACAGAGCACGAGUUGAUUAGGUGUGGGCUGAGACUCUUCUUUGAAAUAAAUGUGGUGGAGAAAUUCAAAGUACCCGUAGAGGUUCUUACCAGGUGGAUGUACACCGUGAGAAAAGGGUACCGGUCCAUCACUUACCACAACUGGAGGCACGGGUUCAACGUGGGGCAGACUAUGUUUACCUUGCUGAUGACAGGUAGACUAAAGAAAUACUAUACGGAUCUUGAAGCCUUUGCCAUGCUCGCUGCUGCUUUCUGCCAUGACAUUGACCACAGAGGCACCAAUAAUUUGUAUCAGAUGAAAUCCACAUCUCCAUUAGCAAAGCUUCAUGGAUCUUCCAUUCUGGAGAGGCACCACCUGGAGUACAGUAAGACUCUACUGCAGGAUGAGAGUUUAAACAUCUUCCAGAACCUAAAUAAACGCCAGUUUGAAACAGUUAUUCAUUUGUUUGAAGUUGCAAUAAUAGCAACUGACCUGGCUUUAUACUUCAAGAAGAGAACCAUGUUUCAAAAAAUUGUUGAUGCCUGUGAAAAAAUGGAAACCGAGGAAGAGGCCGUCAAAUAUGUAACCAUUGAUCCAACCAAAAAAGAGGUUAUAAUGGCAAUGAUGAUGACUGCAUGUGAUCUGUCAGCUAUAACCAAACCCUGGGAGGUACAAAGUCAGGUGGCACUUCUGGUUGCAAAUGAAUUUUGGGAACAAGGAGAUCUGGAGAGGACUGUGCUGCAGCAACAGCCUAUUCCUAUGAUGGACAGAAACAAAAAAGACGAACUACCCAAACUUCAAGUUGGAUUUAUUGAUUUUGUUUGUACUUUUGUAUACAAGGAGUUCUCACGGUUUCACAAAGAAAUCACACCAAUGCUGACUGGUCUUCAGAACAACAGAGUAGAAUGGAAAUCCCUAGCUGAUGAAUACGAUGCAAAGAUGAAGGUAAUUGAAGAGGAGACAAAAAAGCAGGAAGAAGGAAACAUGGCUGCAAAAGCCACAGAAGAUUCAGGAGGUGGCAGUGAUGACAAAAAGUCCAAAACAUGUCUAAUGUUGUAAUAUAAUCCAACUGGUCUAAAUUUCAAAUAUUGUUUCUACUUCUGAAGAAAAACAGAAAACAUGCCAAAGAACUUCAGCGAAUUUCAUUCAGCAAACCACAACUAAGAGAGUAAAAGGAUCUUCAGAUAAACUACCCUUGUGACCACCAAAAGAAAACCUAUUGCUAACAUGAAACCCCGAGGGUAAAAUAAAGUUCAACAGAAGUGGAAAAUACAAGACGAAAACAAGUGCAUUUUUGGUGCCAAUUUGCUUUAAAUUAAAAAUAUACAAUCCUGAAACCAGUCACCAAUUCUUUUUUUAAAGGUUCUCAUUAAUAGUAUUCAUUUGCUAGGGCUACCGUAACAAAAUACCAGACUGAGUGGCUCGAACAGAAAUUUCUCACAGUUCUGGAGGCUCCAAGUCCAAAACCAAGGUGUUGGCAGGAUUGGUUUCUUGUGAGGCCUCUCCCCACUUGGCUUGUAGAUGGUCAUCUUCUCCCUGUAUCCUCACAAAGCCUUCCAUCUUGUGUGUCUGCAUCCUAAUCUCCUUUUUAUAAGGACACAGUCGUAUUGGAUUAGGGCCCAUUCAUAUGAUCUCCAUUUACCUUAAUUACCUCUUUAAAUAACCGGUCUCCAAAUAGAAUCACAUUCUGAGGUACUGGGGGUC